UAGAAAGAUUCUUAUAUUAUCUGUGAUGAAAAUAUUGACAAUCACUGGCAUUCAACUCAAUCGAUUUCUCGUUCUCGUACACCUUAUUAUGGCGUAGGAUGAUAAGUAGUAUGGAAUGUUUUAUGUGAUUUUUCGUUGAAUAAAUUCAAUAUUAUCAAUUUUAAAAUCCAUUAAUUCUGAUUAAUUAGCAUCGAGAAAGUGAUUCAUGUAAUUAUUUGGUUGAACUUGCAUCAAAGAAUGCACUUUUGUUUUAAGCGAUACAUUAUCGGCGUCUUGUGCCGAUAUAAAUUUCAACAAGAAAACAGAUCAUACGACAGAAUACAUUCAUCGAUAUCGAGGUUAAACAAUUCUAUCGCUAUCAGAACCUUGUCAACGUUUGUCAGAGCUACGCAAGAACCGAGCCUAAUGUCCAUAUGGUCGACAAGCACUGGACGCAAUUCAGUGUUUGGCGCGGAGGACGGAGCGGUACUCCCCUCCUCGCAUUUGCCGAUACACGUGGCGCGCACACAUCUGCGCAACAUUGACGGCCACUGCUUCCAUAAGCGGUUCCACGAGUGUCAGCACCCGUUGGGUUUUUGUCCUACACAGGACUUUUGGCAAGUUCUCCCAUUGGCACCAACGUUGCCAUCUACUUUCGUCAAAGAUGUCACAGUCAGGAGAUGGCCUUCACACGCCGGGUUAUCUCUCUUGGAGAAAAUUACAACUCAGCCGAGCGAAACUUAAAGCAUCAAGCAAGACGUCUGCUCUACUUCCGGU
Messenger RNA from Apis florea (little honeybee), 756 nucleotides. RefSeq names its product calcium release-activated calcium channel protein 1. Gene Ontology annotation, biological process: store-operated calcium entry. The record is from RefSeq and is a predicted model, not a curated record. Gene Ontology annotation, cellular component: membrane. Gene Ontology annotation, molecular function: store-operated calcium channel activity. NCBI's taxonomy places the organism in Eukaryota, Metazoa, Arthropoda, Insecta, Hymenoptera, Apidae.